AUGGUGAGUACUAAUAAGAACUUUCAUACGUUAAACUUUUCGGAAGACAAAGAUAAAAAUAAACACGUUGGGAGUAGCACCGAUGAAUAUAUAAAUUAUAAAAAUAAGAGUAAUGCACUGUGCAACGGUUUUAACAGUAAAAAAUAUAUAAUCGAAUUAAAUUCAGACAAAAAUGAUCCAGAGAUAAUUAAUUCCUUUCCUUUUCAAGAUGAAAAAAAAAACACAAAAAGAUUAAAUUCAGAGCCACCUUUAAUAAUAGAACAAAAUAUUCAAGACCGGAAAAAAUCAAUUUGGGAUAAACUUAAUUAUAAGAAUAAUGAUAUAAAUAAUGAUGGAUAUAUAAAAAAAUAUUUUGAAUAUUUUAGUAAUAUAGAAAAUGAAGGAAAUAAUUAUAAAGGCAAAAUAUAUAACAAACUAACUGACCGAAAUAAAUGCAUAGAUGCAACUUUAGAUUUAAGUAGUGGAACUUCAGGUACAGAUAUAGAUAUAAACCAUUUUAAAAACAAUUUUGAAAUAAAUAAUACACCAAAAAAUGAAAAAGUAAAUGUGCAUCUCGAGAAUAACAUACUAAAUAACUAUUCCAUAAAUAAUGAAACAAAUUCUAUUAAUGAAAAUCAAAAUGCUAUUAAAAAAAAUGAUACUACAAAAUGUGAACAUAUUUUUAGCAAUACAAAUGACAACAAGAAAUUUAUUGAUCUUGAAAAAGGGCUAAUCUCAAAUUUUGACAGUUCAGAAGAUUCUAUAAAAAAUCAAAAUUUUAUGAAUGGGAGUCUAGAAAAUAGACAAACAUCAAUUCAAGGAAACAGUUUUGAUAGUUCGAUUGAAAGUAAAAUAGAACAUAAUAUAAAGACAGAUAAUAAAAUAGAAAAAGAUAAAAAUUAUAUUGAAACUGAAAAAAAAUUAUCCUAUCUAUUAAUGGAAAAAAAAAGUGAUGAAGAAACAAUUGAUAAAGGAAAUAUAAACGAUGUUAUAUCAUCUAAUUCAAAUAGUGGGUAUGAAGAAAAGAAUGAAACAUCUUAUAAAAAUUUAGACACAUUAUUAAAUUCAAAAAUUGAAAAAGAAAGUAAUUUUGAAUAUUUAAAAAAUAUACAAAAUGAAAAAUCAGAUUAUUUUGAUAAAAAUCAUGAUAUGAAAAAAUUAGGAAAUAACUUUAUAAAAACAAAUACACGAAAAUAUUGUAAUUAUAAACAUAAAAGAGAGAAAAUGAAUUUUUCAUUAUAUAAAAAUCAGUAUACAAAUAAAAAUUAUAAUUUUUAUUUUUCAGAUGAUUAUUCAAUAAAUAAAAAAAAAACACAAAGAUCGAGUAGUGCUUAUACAAGUCGAGGAAGUAAAAGCCAGAGCUCCAAAGAAAGAAAUUAUGAUUCAGAAAGAGAAGUAAUAAAGAAUGUCAAAAUAAAAAAUAUAAUCAAUAAUAAACAUCGACCACGUGAUGAAUCAUGUGAAAAAGAUAAUUCAAAAUUUUAUUCCUGUAUUUCUAACGGACACAAUGAAUGCAACGAUAUUUAUGAUUUCCAUUACUCGUAUAGUUCUCAAAGUAUAAUUGAUGAAGAUAAUUUACAUAACAAACAAUUCAACACAUCUAUUAAUUAUAAUAAAGCAACAAAUAAAAAUGAUCAAAAUUUUGAUAUAAAAAAUAAUUUUUUUCUACCACAAAAAAGUAAUAAUACUCCAUUUAAUAAUAAUUGUAUUGAUGGAAGGGAUAGCAGUUCUGUUUUAGAAAUAAGUGAUUCAAAAUGUGGUGGUGAAAAUAGUUGUACUUCUUCAAAAGAAACUCAAGAUGAAGAAAAAAAUAUGAUAUCAAAAAGGUUUGAAAAUAAUAAAAAUAUAAAGACAAAGAAUAAUACAAAUAUUGUACGAAAAAAUUAUUUUUUUAGACGCCCGAAAAAGAUCAUUAAUAUUUCAGAUGGUGAAAAGGAAACACAUGAUAAUAAAAAAAAUAGUGGUACGAUAAAAAAUCGUAAUGAUUGCACUAUGCUUCACUUUAAAAAAGACAAUAAAUGCCAAAAUGAAAUAUGCAAGGAUAAUACUUACAUAAUCGAUGAAGAUGUAAAUAAUAAAGCAAACAAAAAUAAAGGAAAAACAGAUGGAACUGUAUCAGAACAGUUUAACGAAGACAAUAAUAAUAUAAAGAAUAAUGAAACAAAUGAAAUAGAUAUAUUUAAUUAUGAAAAAGUGACUGAAGAAGGGGAUAAUCAGAAAAAUAAUUUACAUACAACUUUUGAAACAACUAAUGUGUCAAACCAAUGUAUUAACAAUGAUAAGAAAGAAAAAGGAAAAAAAAUUGAAAAAACAACAGAAAAAAAAGAGGAAGAAAAUGAAGAAAAUAAUCAAAUUGAUGAAAUACACAAAAUGGUAGAUUAUAUUAUGCAUAGUGAAAAUGUGGACUUUUCAAAAAUUGUUAUUAAAAAUAGAAAAAAUAAUGAUUAUAUUAAAAUAAAUUGUUUUUUAAAAGAAUAUAUAUCAAAAUAUAAUGAACUUGAACAUAGUGACUUUUUAUUUUGUUUUGGAGAAUCUAGUGAAGAUGAUGUUAUAUAUGAAAAAAAAAAAUCUAUAGCUUUAGAAAAUGAAAAUAAUAAUGUGGAUGGGACUAAAUAUGCAAGAUGUAGUUUUUGUGAUUCAAUUUGUAUUUGUGAUAGUCCAAUAAAGAAUUUAGGAAUAGCCAAUGGAAUAUCUAUUUUGUUAAAUAAAAAAAGAAUAAAACAAAUGAAAAAUCGAAAAAUAAAUUAUAAUGCUAUCGAUACAAUGUGGCAACCACAUUUUCAUCCACACAAUAAAGAAUUUCGAGUACGAUAUAGAUAUAAAGGAAGUAUGAGACUUAAAACAAUUUCAUGUAAAUUAUAUGGCUAUAAAAAUAGUAAAAAAAUAUCUAUUUUAUUUCUUUUAAGAUGGUUAUUAUGUGGAAAAUAUAUUGCUGAAAAAACAAAGAGAUCAAGACUAAGUAUUAGUGAUAUAAAUGAAUAUAAUUUACCUGAACUGUUAAUAUCAAAACGAAAAAAAAGAAAAACAGAUUAUAUAAAAAAUGAAGAUUGGGAAAAAUAUGAAGAACAAAAAAAUAAAGAAAUACAUCAAUACUUAAACAAAAUUAAUAGUUUUAUUUUGAAUCAUUACAAUGACCAUAAUUUUCUAAAUAAAUUAAAAAAUAUUAUAAAUACAUAUGAUAAAAAAUAUAAAAAAGAAAAAAUAUUUACUUCAUUAAAUGAAUGUUUUAAAGAUCAAUUUACAGACAAUAAAAGACAGUCUUUAACAUAUUCUGUUAAAAAUAAAAUAAAUGAAUUUAUGUCUUUAAAUCAGGAUAAAAUAGUUAGUGAUGACAUACACAAUCUUCCUAAUUCGCAACCGUCUAUUCCGUAUCCUCACUAUGGCCCAUACAAUAAAAAUUUCAAUCCAUCAAUUAUGAAUUAUAGUAAUAUUCCAUAUGAAUUACCUACCAUUCCAAAUUCAAAAAUGAAUUCAAAAUUAUAUCAUAUUGCAGAAAAUGAUAGACCCCCAAAUAAUUGCCCAUACUGUGCCUGUUCCUAUUGCAACGAAGACAUAUACAAUAAUAUUGAUACACAACAAACGUAUGGAAUUAAAAAGAAAAAAUGUGUUUGUGUAAAUAAUGCUAAUCAUAAUUUAUUUUUUAAAAAAAACUUAUAUACUAAAGAAAAUGAAUAUAACAUUUAUGAUUAUCCACCUGAUAAUUUAGACAAAAAUUAUAAUGAUGAUUUUUCAUUAUUUAACUAUCCAAAAAAAAAAAAUCGUUUUUUUGAUGACACAGAAGUUUUAAAUAAUCGAUACAACAAGUAUGCCAUAGAUGAUCAUUUUAUGAAAAACCCAAACAAGUUUAUCAAAAUGGAUAACAAAGGUUGCAACAAAAUGCACUGGAAAAGGCACAUCUUUGACAAGCCAUACACUGGUAGUAACCACAUAUAUAAUGACUAUGAUAAGUUUGCAAAAAAUAGAUAUACCAGCAUUCCACACAAAAAUAAUAACUUCGUUACAAACAAGGCAGGGAAUUUACCGGAAGAUGAUCACCUUUUUAGAGAAUAUCCUGAAAUGUACAUACGAAAUAAACAGGUUUCAAAUGAAGCUGGAUAUAGUAAUACUAAUAUAGCAGGUAGUGAAAAUAAUCAUCAACUAACAACCAAUACAAAUGUAAAUAAAGAGAACCACCAUAAUCUGAAUGAUAAUUUUUUUACAAAUAAUGCUAAUACGAAAAAGUGUGAUGAUUAUUUAUUAACUGGUCAUGAUAAAAAUAAAAAUAACAUGAAAGUAAAUUCUAAUAAUGAAAAUACAAAUUGCUGUUCAUCUAUUAUUUGUGAACAUAAAAAGAGUGACACAUGUGUUGAUGGUAAAGAUGGAAAUAUGGUAGGAAACUGUUAUAUAGACAAACAUAAUAAUGAUAAAACUUUACCAUCAAGAAAUAUAUCUAAUAAAAAUAAUUUAUGUAUAAACAAUUCGAGUAAUACAAAAAAAAUAAGUAAUGUAUCAACAUGCCCAAGUGUUAGUAAAAAUAUUUCAUUUUAUCAGAAUUAUGGAAAUAAAAAUACAGAACAUAAUAUAUUACCAUCAUUAUCAGGAUCAUGUGAAAAAGAUAAAGUGAAUGAAAUAAAUUAUUCUAAAAAUGAUUUAAAAAAAAAUAAACAAUCAAUAAAUCCUAUUGUUAUACCUGAUGAUGAAACUACUAAUUAUAAUUGUUCUUCCCAUGUAGGAUUAAAAAAUGGAAAUAAAAAAGUAUUAUUUUCUAUGGAUAAAAAUAAUGAAAAUAAUAAACCUUGUUCAGAUAAUUUAGUUACUUCUAAUAAUUUCGAAAAUAAAAAUUAUUAUUAUCAAACAAAUAAUAAAGAUGAUAUGUGUGUAUCUGAAUUUUCUUACACAUCUGGAAUGAAAAAAAAAAUUGAUGAAUCAGAUAAAAUACUGUUUGGUAAACGGAAUAGUUAUAGUACUAGCUUAGAUUAUUAUAAAGAUCGAAUAAAUGAACAUGAACAAGUUAGAGAAAAAGAAAAUAUUUAUGAUUUAAACUAUUAUAAACAUCGAGCAAGUAUGUUAGAAACUGGAACUCCAAAUUGUAGUUGUAUAGAUGAUUCAAAUUUAUUUAUUAAAAAUAAAAAAAAUAAAAAAAUACAAUUUAAUGAUAAAAAUCAGGAUGUUAAAAAAAUUUUUAAUUUUAAAAAUAGAAAAAGAUUUACAAAUAUAAAUCUAGAAGAUAUACAUGAAAUAUUAUUAAAAAGUAAAUAUUUAAAUGAAGUUAAAAAUGAUCAAUGUGAACAUAUCCAUGGAAAUUCAACAGCUAACCAUUUUUGUGAUAAACAAAAACAAAGUUGUGACUUUGAAUGUGCUAAGAGAAAUACUAUGCAACAUAAUUCGUUUGCUGAAUGUAAAAAUGACAAACCUACAAGUAGUCAUGCUCAUUUAAACAACAUGUGGAAUUGUAAUAAACAUGUAAAUGGGGAACCCUUCGAUGAUGCAAGGUAUGAUUCACAUUGUGGUUAUUGCUCCUAUAUAGAUCAUGCAAAAGGUGAAAUAAAUUGCAAUGAUGGUAAUAUGCAUAGUACACAUGAUGGGUAUAAAAAUUUAUAUAAAUUCUCUGAAAAAGAAAUGACUAAACAAAUGAAAAAUGCCAAAACAGAUUAUGUAACACAAAAUAUUCGAAAUUGUAUACCCAACGAUUUUAAUAAUGACAAACAUAAAUUUAACAAUAACAUAUAUGAUAAAAAAAGUGCAGAUAAAUAUAAUCAUAUCGAUUUAGAAAAUGAUGAAAACAAAAUGAACUAUCUUUGUUCAGAAAAAAAUAAAUCUGGUAGUAUAUACACUAAUAUGCAUGAAAAGGGUAGUAACAAAAAUGAUAUUGAAAAUGAUAGGAAUUUUACAAAUAAUCAAAAUAUUUAUGACAACAUAAGUAAUUAUACAAAUAUAAAAAAAGAAAAUGAAAAGGAUGAAGAUGAUGCUGUAAAAUGUUCUGAAGUAAGUAGCGAUAAAAAUAAUAAACAUAACAAUAUUUUAGAUUAUAUUUUUCAUGAAUUAAAUAAUACUCCACAAAAUUGUGAUAUCGAUAUUGGCUAUACAAGUAGUAUAUUAUCUGAAGACCUAUCUAUGGAUAUAAUACCGAGUGAAAAUAAAAAAAAUUCAAACGAUAUUUUAUUUAAUAAAGAUGAUAUACAAAAAUAUUUACAUGACUAUAAAAAUUUAUUAUACUCCAACAAAAAUAAAUUAAAAGAAAUCCCAAACGAAAAUUGUGAACUAAUCAAAAAGUUCAUCAAAGAGGUUAAGAAAAAAAAUGCAGCCAUAGCACAGUGA
Molecule: messenger RNA, 6276 nt
Organism: Plasmodium vinckei vinckei
Lineage: Eukaryota; Apicomplexa; Aconoidasida; Haemosporida; Plasmodiidae
Product: transcription factor with AP2 domain(s), putative
Exons: 2
Coding region: 1-6276 (2091 amino acids)
Source: RefSeq, a predicted model, not a curated record